This is a messenger RNA of Sebastes umbrosus (honeycomb rockfish), 1416 nucleotides long. RefSeq names its product Nedd4 family interacting protein 2 (gene ndfip2). The coding region runs from base 166 to 921 and encodes 251 amino acids. The record is from RefSeq and is a predicted model, not a curated record. The transcript has 8 exons. NCBI's taxonomy places the organism in Eukaryota, Metazoa, Chordata, Actinopteri, Perciformes, Sebastidae. Gene Ontology annotation, molecular function: WW domain binding. Gene Ontology annotation, cellular component: endoplasmic reticulum; Golgi apparatus; perinuclear region of cytoplasm. Gene Ontology annotation, biological process: metal ion transport; vacuolar transport; positive regulation of protein ubiquitination.
GUUGUUAGUCUGACUGCAGCCGUCGCUGUCAUCACAUCUCUCUGAGUCUGUGUCUCUGUUAUUCUACUCUGUCUCUCGUCUGGUAAACACACAUUUAAGGAACAACAACAACAUCUUAGUGUCUCUCUCGGCUGGCUCGCUUGUUGCCAGCUGAACCUCGUCAGGAUGGAUCCAGCAAGCCGAUACCAAGUGUUGCACAAUGAGGACGACUCUUCAGAGGCCUCCACCAGCGAGCCGCAGCCGUGCACUUCUGCCACAGCCCAGGCUAGUACGUCCAGCCAGGACCAGAGCCAGGCCGAGCUUGGCGCGGCGGCGGCGGAAGCAUCGGGGUCGGGGACUCAGGCGGAGGCGGAUGCACCUCCACCCCCUUACGCCUCCAUUGACCUGGGAGCAACCGCUGCACCCGAGACAAGUUACCGAAGCGACUUCCCCGUGCCACCGCCCUACAGCGUCGCCACCUCACUGCCCACGUAUGACGAAGCGGAGAAGGCCAAAGCGGCCGCCAUGGCUACCUCCACUGUGGAGGUGAUGCCACGGGAUGAUGAAUUCCCUCCCAGAGAUGAUUUCAGUGACGCUGAUCAGCUUCGAGUUGGGAACGAUGGCAUCUUCAUGUUGGCCUUUUUCAUGGCCUUCCUGUUCAACUGGAUCGGGUUCUGCCUGUCCUUCUGUCUGACCAAUACCAUUGCAGGACGCUACGGAGCCAUCUGCGGAUUCGGCCUUUCCCUCAUCAAGUGGAUUCUAAUCGUCAGGUUCUCUGACUACUUCACUGGCUACUUCAAUGGUCAAUACUGGCUCUGGUGGAUCUUCCUGCUGCUCGGUAUCCUGCUGUUCUUCAGGGGUUUCGUCAACUAUCUUAAAGUGCGCAACAUGUCAGAGAAUAUGGCCACCUCUCACAGAACACGCCUCUUCUUCCUCUACUAAAAGGUUUCCACACCACCACCAUUCCUUUCCGAUGUGAAGUUCCCUCCCUCUACCCUCGAAUGACCUGAGCGAGCAGCCUUGCAGUGAAGAGAGGAGACGGGGAAGGAAUGAAGGAAAGACGUAGGGAGAAAGUGUUACCAGUCUCAUUAUAAGCAUACGGCGGCUCACUCUGAACUUCUGAACCGAGCCCGAAAAAUAAGUCUUUGAUGAUCAGAUCUCGUCCCUGGCUUUGUUUUUCGUUUUCCUUUGAUUCUUAACAAAAAAAACAAUCCCACGUAUGCGUAAUGUCUCGCAAGAGUAGGAGUUCUUUUGAGAAACAUGACCUUAGUUACCAAAAUGAGAUAUCCAAUAGAAAAGCACAAUGACAUUACUUCAAUGAACGUCUUAAAUGUAGGAAAAACUAAAGUUACUGUUGCUAUGAUAUUUCUUUCCCCGUGUAAACAAACAGUGUUAUCAGCUUACGCCUCUCUCUAUAAACAUUUUAAAAAUAGAAAA